This is a messenger RNA of Plenodomus lingam JN3, 1710 nucleotides long. RefSeq lists its product as uncharacterized. Gene Ontology annotation, biological process: maintenance of cell polarity; piecemeal microautophagy of the nucleus; endocytosis. Lineage: Eukaryota; Fungi; Ascomycota; Dothideomycetes; Pleosporales; Leptosphaeriaceae. Gene Ontology annotation, molecular function: sterol binding. Gene Ontology annotation, cellular component: membrane; cortical endoplasmic reticulum; cytosol. The record is from RefSeq and is a predicted model, not a curated record.
AUGCCGCAUCUCCCGAUAGUUUCGAAACAUCGACGAGCCUCGUUGACUAGUAGUCGCGGGUCCUCGAUAGACGAGUCGCGGCACCAUGGCGACGAACAUACCGAGGACGAGACAGUCAUGGACUCUGAGCAAGGCAGCAUGCUAUCCCACAUCAUAUCGCAAUUGCGACCUGGUGCCGACCUGAGCCGAGUGACGCUGCCUACCUUCAUUCUCGAGCCGCGGUCCAUGUUGGAGCGCAUCACAAACUUCAUGGCACACCCAGAGACGCUACUUCCUCUAUCAGAAAUCCAAGACCCUGUACAGCGCUUCGUAGCCGUGACCAAGUUCUAUCUUAGUGGAUGGCACAUCAAACCCCCAGGCGUCAAAAAGCCAUUGAACCCCAUCCUGGGCGAAAUAUUCACUGGCUACUGGGAUUAUCCUGAUGGCACCAAGGGCUACUACAUCGCCGAGCAGACGUCACAUCAUCCGCCCAAGUCGAGCUAUUUCUUCAUGGCGCCCGAACACAAUAUCCGCGUCGACGGUACCCUCAAGCCUCGGAGUAAAUUCUUGGGCAAUUCAGCGGCCAGCAUGAUGGAGGGCAUCGCGGUCCUGAGAUUACUGAAUACGGGAGAGCGAUUCUUCGUCACACAACCAAACAUCUACGUUCGAGGCAUUCUAUUCGGAACCAUGAAGUAUGAGCUUGGUGAUCACGCCUACGUACGCUGCCCGGAGACCGGCAUGAGCGCCGACAUCGAGUUUAAAUCCAAAGGCUACUUCAGUGGAACGUACAAUGCGAUCGGUGGUUUCAUCAAGGAUGCGCAAGGCAAGAACUUGUACGAGUUCUCAGGCCUGUGGAAUGAUGAAAUGUACAUCAAGGAUCUCACGACUGGCAAGAAAGAGCUUAUGCUGGACACGACCCGUACAAAACAUACACCUCCCAUGACUCGGCCGCUGGAAGAGCAGGACGAGCGUGAGUCACAACGGCUAUGGUAUGAUGUGUGCGAAGCUGUGAAGAGAAGAGACCAAGAGGUCGCCACAGAAGCAAAGGCAAAGAUUGAAGACAGGCAACGCGAGGAAACAGCCAAGCGUAAUAGUGACGGCAUCGACUGGCAUCCCCGGCUGUUCAAGCGCGUCGAACCUGGCGACGAGGAAGAUUUGGAUUGGAUCAUCAACGCCAAAGUAGACGGCAAGACUCCUGAUGAACAGACAAAGCAGAUUCUGCAGAUUUAUGCCAUACUCCCAGGCCAGAAACCGGACCGUCAGUUCAACAUCCCCUCACGCACACAUGACCCUCGCCCAACCCAAACUCACCCAGCACAGCCAGCAACGGUAGAACAAGCCCCUCAACUCAUUGAGCCCGCUACAAAUGGCCCCUCCGUGCCGCCCACCCAAUCUACCCAAUCCUCCCCUCCAUCCAGUGAUGGCCAACAGCAGGCCCUCGACCAGCAAUUCGUCGGCCUGUCCCUAGAAGGAAAGACGUCAUCACAUGCCCCCCUUUCACGACCCAGUAUCCCGAGCGACCCCUCCAAUCCGCCCUCGUUGCCAUUCCAGAAAGUUGCCACCGAGCCGGGGAAUUUGGAUCCGGAAAUGCAACGGAAGCUUGAGCAGGAAUUGCCCAAGAGUAAGUUAUUGCACAGUAACUCUGAGGCGGAGCCGCAGAAGAAGGAUCUUUUGAGGCGCAAGGAUAGUAAUACGGAAGAUGUGGAUGAGUUUCAUGAUGCGCAGUCGUAG